Echinops telfairi (small Madagascar hedgehog) is the source of this 1923-nucleotide messenger RNA. It is a transcript of the gene CPE, whose product is annotated as carboxypeptidase E. The transcript is spliced from 9 exons. The record is from RefSeq and is a predicted model, not a curated record. The coding region runs from base 1 to 1239 and encodes 412 amino acids. Gene Ontology annotation, biological process: proteolysis. Gene Ontology annotation, molecular function: metallocarboxypeptidase activity; zinc ion binding. NCBI's taxonomy places the organism in Eukaryota, Metazoa, Chordata, Mammalia, Afrosoricida, Tenrecidae.
AUGGUUAUUAAUCUUCAUGAGAAAUCAGUUGUUCAUGACACUGCUGCCCUCAUUCCCAUGAAGAAGGUCCAUUCCUUCCUGGAAAGGGAGGACACAGCAGCAAACCUUGACACUGGCGAGCCUGAAUUUAAAUACAUUGGAAAUAUGCAUGGCAAUGAGGCAGUUGGACGAGAACUGCUCAUUUUCUUGGCCCAGUACCUGUGCAAUGAGUACCAGAAGGGGAAUGCGACCAUCGUGAACCUGAUCCACAGCACACGCAUCCACAUCAUGCCUUCCCUGAACCCGGAUGGCUUUGAGAAGGCGGCGUCUCAGCCUGGUGAGCUUAAGGACUGGUUUGUGGGCCGGAGCAAUGCCCAAGGAAUCGAUCUGAAUCGAAACUUUCCUGACCUGGAUAGAAUAGUUUAUGUGAAUGAGAAAGAAGGUGGUCCAAAUAAUCAUCUGUUGAAAAACCUGAAGAAAAUUGUGGAUCAAAACACUAAGCUCGCUCCGGAGACCAAGGCUGUCAUCCACUGGAUUAUGGAUGUCCCCUUCGUCCUCUCUGCCAAUCUCCAUGGUGGAGACCUCGUGGCCAACUACCCCUACGAUGAGACAAGGACUGGCAGUGCUCAUGAAUACAGCUCCUGCCCCGAUGAUGUCAUUUUCCAGAGCUUGGCUCGGGCAUACUCUUCUUUCAACCCAGCCAUGUCUGACUCCAGUCGACCCCCAUGCCGCAAGAAUGACGAUGACAGCAGCUUUGUAGAUGGGACAACCAAUGGUGGUGCUUGGUACAGUGUCCCAGGAGGAAUGCAAGACUUCAAUUACCUCAGCAGCAACUGCUUUGAGAUCACCGUGGAACUUAGCUGUGAAAAGUUCCCACCUGAAGAGACUCUGAAGAGCUACUGGGAGGACAAUAAAAAUGCCCUCAUCAGCUACCUUGAGCAGAUACACCGUGGAGUGAAAGGGUUUGUCCGGGACCUUCGAGGUAACCCAAUUGCCAAUGCAACCAUCUCCGUGGAAGGAAUAGAUCAUGAUAUUACAUCCGCAAAGGAUGGUGAUUACUGGAGAUUGCUUGUACCUGGGAACUAUAAACUUACAGCCUCAGCUCCAGGCUAUCUGGCAAUAACUAAGAAAGUGGCCGUUCCUUUUAGCCCAGCAGUUGGGGUGGAUUUUGAACUGGAGUCAUUUUCUGAAAGGAAAGAAGAAGAGAAGGAAGAAUUGAUGGAAUGGUGGAAAAUGAUGUCAGAGACAUUAAACUUUUAGAAAGACCUGUAAUAGCUACUUUCAACCCUAUUCAUUAUAGCAUAUUAUGAUGUCAUGUGGGCAUUUCUUUUAGACUUUAUGCAGUUAAUAUUAAACAUUGAUUUAUUUUUAAUUAUUAGAUAUUAAUAAGCUUCACUUAAAGUAUGCAGUUAGACUCUUAGGUAAAAAUGUAAGAACUUGAUCUAUCUCAUUCUCUUAACUAAUUAAUUUUCCUAUAUAUAUUAUGCAGAGGACUGUAGGAAAGUUGCAGAUGAUCUUGCCAUUUAUUUACAAUUCCGACCCUUUGAAGUAAAUAAUUCCAGCUUUUAAAAAUUAGUGACAUCCUUCUGAUAUGAUUGGUGGCAAUAUUACAUGAAUGCCAUUGCAAAAGUAACUACCCAGCUUAGGGUUGUGAGCAUUAUACUGCAAGACUUAAAUAGUUUGGUAUAAAUUGUCAUUUGUCACUUGUGCUGACUAGCUAUAUAAGCAUGAUCUUGUUAAUGAAUUUUUGAUGGGAAAAAAUAAAAAUGUUUACCAAGAAAUUUUAUGAAAGAAAUGGAUAUUCAUGUCUUGCUUAUACAUAUAGGGACAAUGCGGUUAUAUUAUUCAGCCUGUUAACAUUACUUCAAGGCUUAGUGUUUAUAUUUUGGUUGUUGAUUGAAUCAGAACUGCAUUCUAAAUCAAUAAAGGUUAAAAAAAAACCUC